Messenger RNA from Cladophialophora bantiana CBS 173.52, 2262 nucleotides. RefSeq lists its product as uncharacterized. Bases 1 to 2262 code for a protein of 753 amino acids. The transcript has a single exon. The record is from RefSeq and is a predicted model, not a curated record. Lineage: Eukaryota; Fungi; Ascomycota; Eurotiomycetes; Chaetothyriales; Herpotrichiellaceae.
AUGAAGGCUUUUCCAGUUUCGCUGCUUGCGCCAACCUUCUUCGCUCUCGUGGCCGCCCAACAAACAUUCGACCCUUUAAGCAUCAUUGUUUCUGAGGCCUAUUCUGUCUUUACAGAAGUCAAUUCACUUCUGUCCUCUGCCGCUUCGGCCGUUUCAGCGGCAGCCGAGUCUGCAACGGCAAGCUCCUCGACGGUUGGGGAUUCGUCGACCUCCAGUGCACAAUAUACUGGAACAUCAUAUGCCUCAACGUCAAGCGAUGAUUCAAUUUUUUUGAUUCCGCCUUCGAUUUCAUUUGCACCGUCGACCUCGUCUUUGAUCUCUUCAACCUCAUCGCCCUCUUUGGCCUUGCCGUCUUCACCAUCUGCUGCCUUUGGCAUCACAUCCUCUAGCGCGUCACUUACCAGCUCCUUGACUUCUUCACGAAGGUCACCUUCUACCACAUCCUCUCUGACACUGCCAUCCCCGGUAGGAGGAACAUCGUCAGGACUUGGAGCUGUUGCGGGGAGUUCAACAACCGCACCCUCCUUAACAAAAUCCAGUCAUGACUCCGAUCUCCCCAUUAUCCUAGGCUGUGUCCUGGGAGCUCUCGCACUCGGGUUCUUGGUAUUAGCCUUGGUCAUUUGCUCCAAACGUCGCCGACUCAGCUCUUCCCCUCGCCAUUCUGCUCUCUCCCCAGGCGACGAUGAAGUCGAGAGCUGGAGAGUGAACCGGCCAUCAAGUACAGGCGCAAGUCAAGGCUCGCUAUAUCGUGACCUGGUACCUACCGGAGCUGCACCUCUCAUGUCCGAACAUUCAGCCUUUCGCAGUCCUCAAGAAUACGAGAAUCCAUUUGUCCCUGUGCCUCCGCCACCGAGACGGACAGCUCCCAAUUCUCGACCUGGUUUGACUGACGGCAUGGUCCCUGGGGAUGACCCGUUUGUGAAAGAGAUUGGUAAACCCUCCCGAUCUUACAGCGUUUCGUCAACCGAUAGCAUGCAUCACACGGGCGGAAUUGCAGCAGGGAUUGCAGCGGCAGCAGCUGGAACUGACCUUAUGCAUCACUAUGAUGAACAUCAAGACGAGAACCCGCCAGUAGUCAAUGCACCGCCAGCGAACAUCCGAACUGUCCGAGCACAAAUCAACCGGAAACCCGUGCCCGUCAACUGCACCGACAAUAGCCAACCGUGGCCCUACUCUCCCGUCUCUCCUAUUGACGACGUCGCCGAGACGGCGGCUCUGACAAAAAUCCCUACGAGAAGCAGUGGCGAGAGUGGGCGACGCUCCAGCCGUGACUCCGCGAGAGCCAACGCAGUAUUCGACCAAGAGGAUGCUCGUCACAGCGACGGGGUUUUAGGGCACGAUGAUCACGGGCUUGAAGCGGCCAGAGCAGGACUCGAUGCAGGACUCGUUGGGGUUGCAGCUCUAGGAUGCCGUGACACCCAAGACCGCCACAGCUCGCGAAGUCGAAGCAACAGCAGCAACCGUCGCAGUCGAACGCCACAGGCCAUGCCCAGCGAGAGAUUCGACUCCGGCCGGAUGACGACCAGGGACUACAGUCCACCCUACAGAGAUGCCGUCCCACAACACCCAUAUGACGCCGGACCUAGCGGAGAACAGGACCUGUAUGGAGUUCCUUCGACACCACUUCCCCCUCCUCGCUCUCGGCGCAACAGCGCUCUUGGGCCUGCUCUCCCUGCUGCGGCUGUAUUCACGUACGCAAACCGGCCUACCGUUCCAUCUCCGCUGUCAAGCGAAAUCCGUCGCGAUCCGAGCUAUUCGCCUUCGCAAAGCCGGCCGCGGGGUCUGAGCAGGGGUGCCGCCGCACUGUUCUCGUUCUCUUACGAUCCUCGAGACGACGACUUCGGCGCCUAUCCCCCCUUCCCCAUGACGUCCAGCGCCAAUAGUCACUGCAGGAGAGGCAGAGACGAGAUGGUCUCCACGGAGCAGCAGAGAACCAGCAACGGCCCCACCGUGCCCGACAAAGCAAUGGCUAGCGACAAAGGCUAUCCUCCUCACCUCGACCUGCCGCUCGGCAAGGGAAGCGACGAGUCCUACAACCUCGCAGCCACCACAGGUCCGUUGGGACCGCAGCCCCAGCUUCAGAGCCAGCUUGCAUCCUUGCUCCCCGGGUCCGGGGAGGAAAAGAACGCGAUUGAAAGCCCUAGCCAUGACUCAGCAUGGCGCAGGCGCAGACAGCAGCAGGGAGUACACGAGCAAUUGCGAUUCAGGGGUGAGCAUGGGGAUGGGCGGUGGGAGGAGAGCGUGGAGAUUACGCGCGAGUGA